This is a messenger RNA of Trichobilharzia regenti, 2685 nucleotides long. NCBI's taxonomy places the organism in Eukaryota, Metazoa, Platyhelminthes, Trematoda, Strigeidida, Schistosomatidae. The record is from the annotation of a GenBank genome assembly.
AUGUUCUCUGCUUUAUUGCAACGAUUUCCUAAAAUCCUUAAACCAUCAUACAACGUCGAAGAUAUAUCUCAUACAGUUACGCAUAAGAUCAUCACAACAGGACAACCUGUGAAGGCACGUCCACGACGGUUACCACCCGAUAAACUAGCAGCAGCUAAGUCGGAAUUCGAACAUAUGAUGCAGCUAGGUAUCAUACGACCAUCUAACAGUCCAUGGUCUUCACCUUUGCAUAUGGUACCUAAAACUAAUCACGACUGGCGACCAUGUGGAGAUUAUCGCGCUUUGAAUAACGCUACGGUCCCAGACCGUUAUCCAAUACCUCAUCUCCACGACUUCUCCUUGACCUUACAUGGAAAGACCAUUUUUACUAAAGUUGACUUGGUCAGGGCAUAUCAUCAAAUACCAGUCGCUCCAGAAGACAUUGCAAAAACAGCAAUUAUUACGCCUUUUGGAUUAUUCGAAUUCUUGAGAAUGCCUUUCGGACUAAAGAAUGCUGCUCAAACAUUUCAGCGUUUUAUGGACCAAGUUACCCAAGGUCUUGAUUUCGUCUUUGUAUAUAUCGACGAUGUCUUAAUUGCCAGCUCAUCGAUGGAAGAACAUAUGGAACACUUAAGCUUGUUAUUUCAAAGGUUUGAACAAUUUGGAGUUGUUAUCAAUCCAAAGAAAUGUAUUUUUGGUUCCCCUUCCAUUGAAUUCUUAGGACAUCGAAUAACUGCCGAAGGCAUCAGACCUACCGAAGAUAAGAUAAAAACUAUUAAGAACUUUCCCGAACCUGAUUCCUUAAAGAAACUUAGACGUUUUCUCGGGAUGUUCAACUUCUACCGACGUUUUAUUCCAUCAUGUGCCUCCAUAGUUCAGCCACUGACCGACCUACUUAGAUGCAAUUCGAAGAAAUUUCAUUGGUCAGAAGAGGCAAAAGCAGCAUUUAAUAAUGCAAAAGAUGCCUUAUCCAACGUUGUAAUGUUAUCUCAUAUCAACCCAGAAGCUUCACUCAUUUUAUGUACAGAUGCAUCGCAGGUAGCAGUGGGAGCAGUUUUACAACAAAAGUUCAAUAAUGACAUCACUCCACUUGCUUUCUUCUCCAAAAAGUUGGAACCUGCGCAAACUCGUUACAGCACUUUUGGCAGAGAACUGUUAGCCAUCUACCUAGCAGUGAAACAUUUCAGCUUCUUACUACAAGGUCGACAUUUUACUAUCUUAACCGACCAUAAGCCUCUUUGUUAUGCUUUCACCACUUCGUUGGACAGACACUCUCCGAGAGAAGCCAGACAACUGGAUUACAUCUCACAAUUCUCAACAGACAUCCAGUUCAUCAAAGGAGAUUCCAAUAUCGUAGCCGAUUCUUUGUCUCGAUGUGACGUUAAUCACCUAUCUUCGAUAGAUAUUAGCUUAGACAAUAUUGCCAAGCUGCAGAAAAAUGACGCCGAACUCCAUACUUGUAGACGAAACUCCUCCCUACAGUUGCAGGAUGUACCUAUUCCCCUGUCUGAUACAACUAUCGUCUGCGACGUUUCAACGGGCGUUCAUAGACCUUUUGUUCCACUAAGUUGUCGAAAACCUUUGUUUGAACAUCUACAUUCAUUGUCUCAUCCUGGAGUGCGUGCUACGGUCAAGUUAAUCAGCGAGCGUUUUGUUUGGCCCAAGAUGAACUCCGAUAUUCGGAAAUGGGCCCGCCAAUGCUUGCAAUGUCAAAGAUCCAAGGUACAUCAUCAUACCGUCACACCUCCAAAACAGUUCAAUUUACCGGAUAAACGAUUUCAACACGUUCAUAUAGAUAUUAUUGGACCAUUACCGCCAUCCAGAGGAUUUACUCAUAUACUUACUGCGAUUGAUCGAUUUACCCGAUGGGCUAUUGCUUGUCCACUCAACGAUAUAUCUGCAGAAAAUAUCGCUUUGGUUUUCUUAGAUCGCUGGGUGUCAAACUACGGAGUACCCACAACUAUUACAACAGACCGAGGAGCUCAAUUUCAAUCAACUCUGUUUCGAGAGUUUACGAGACUCUUUGGAGUGAACCAUAUCUCCACUACAGCUUAUCAUCCUGCAGCGAAUGGUCUGGUGGAACGUUUCCAUCGACAACUGAAAAGCUCGCUUAUGGCACAAGCUGACUCAUCUAAGUGGAGUGAACACCUACCAUUAGUUCUUCUCAGUAUCCGAACAACUGUAAAAGAAGAUUUGGGAUGUACACCAGCUCAACUUGUGUAUGGUACUACCCUCACAUUGCCUGGUCAGUUAGUUCCGUCUAAUGAUUCAGCUGAAGUAAAUAUCUCCGACUUCACCAACCGCCUUACCCAGCAAAUGCUCCAGCUUCGACCAGUAGCCUCUCGCCAAUCACUUCAGAAAGUUCAAGUUAAUAAGAAUCUACUCACUAGCAAAUUUGUAUUUGUUCGCGUCGAUGCCAUUAGAAAAGGUUUACAGCAUCCAUAUGAAGGUCCUUUUCUAGUACUUAAACGCACCGAUAAAUACUUCACGCUGAACAAACAUGGUAAACCGGAGACUGUUUCUAUCGACCGUCUUAAACCAGCGUACACCGACAGCGAACAUGAAACACUAGCAACGCCGACACCAAUGAACAAUCAGAAAGUCAAUUCAACUCCAACUCUCCCUCUCUUCACUCUUCCCCCUGUACAGACACGCAGUGGACGGCAGAUCUGUAAACCUGCCCGCUAUGUUCAUUUUAUUGACUGA